AUGGACCUGGACAUGCCGCUGCGCUACACGUUAAGGGGUCCAGGAGCUGACCUGCCCCCUGUUGGUCAUUUCAUGGUAGACGAGUACAAAGGGUUGGUUCGCAUCAUUCGGCCUCUGGAUCGUGAGGAGAGAGAAAACUACUCCCUUAUUGGCACUGCAUGGUUCUUUAACAACACCAUAGCUGAAGAUAAUAUUAAAGUAAACAUCGCCGUGGAGGACCAGAAUGAUAACCCACCAGUUUUCAACAAGCCAGAACGAAGCAGGGUUUAUGAGGGGUGUCCAGUUGGAACCUUUGUAACGCAAGUUGUGGCAAAAGAUGCAGAUAAGGCAAACACUCUCCACAGUAAGAUAGCAUACACCUUAAUCAAACAAGAGCCAAAUGAUGGCCAGCUUUUCUUUGCUGUGAAUAAAGACAGUGGAACAAUCUCUGUGAACAACCCAACGCUUGACAGAGAGGGACACAGCUCUUAUGUUCUUACGGUGCAAGCUGCUGACAUGUAUGGAAGUGCUCAAGGAAAUUCUGCAACAGCUUCUAUAACUAUAGACAUCCUGGAUGUUAAUGACAAUAUUCCUACUUUGGAGAAGGAUGAGUUUUCCGCAAGUAUUGAUGAGAAUGUGGCACCCAUUGAGGUUUUAAGGAUCCAGGCACUGGACCUCGAUGAAGAUAGGACAGACAAUUGGUUGGCCGUUUUCGAAAUAGUCUCUGGAAAUGAGGAUGGACGUUUCACUAUUGAAACUGAUCCGAAGACAAAUAUGGGUAUUUUGUACCUGAACAAGCCUGCUGACUUUGAGUCAGCAUCUGAUAUGAACCUGAACCUAGUUGUUACAAACAAAGCUUAUCCAGGAGCACCUCUAGGGAGUGGAGCAGGAGCAGUAGGUGCAGGCAUAGGAACAGAUGGUGCAUCUGGGGCUUCUGGAGCCAGUGGUCAAUCUGGGGCUUCUGGAGCCAGUGGUCAAUCUGGGGCUUCUGGAGCCAGUGGUCAAUCUGUGUUUUUUGGAGAUAAACCGGGCUCCAGCGUGUCCAAACAAAAGCCAUACUUAGUGAAGAUCAGUGUGAAAAACAAACCAGAACCCCCAAAGUUCCUGCCAAAGCUCAAGCCUAUAUCUGUAUCUGAAAACACCAAAGGUUCUAUUCCAAAAGUAAUUGACAUCUACACUGCUGUAGAAGAAGACACGGGGAAAACAGCAGAAAAAGUCAAAUAUGCAAAGGGAUAUGACCCUGACAACUGGAUUUCUAUAAAUGUGGACACUGCUGAGAUCAAACUAAACAAGUUACCAGAUCGUGAGUCUCCAUAUGUGGUAAAUGGGACCUACUAUGCCAAGAUCCUCUGCAUUACAAAUGAGCUGCACCCUCAGACGUCUACGGGGACUAUAGCCUUGCAGGUGGAGGACCUGAAUGAUAACUGCCCCAAACUCCUUGAUAAUGUGCAGACUGUCUGCAGUGAUACCAGAGUAGUGAAUGUCACAGCAGAAGAUAAUGAUUCAUAUCCCAACGGAGCUCCACUGAAGUUCAAUUUGAUACAAGAGAAGACAAGGGGCAAAUGGAACUUGCAGAGAAUAAAUGAUGCAAGUGCUUCAUUGCUCAGUAAAGAUGACUUAUGGCCUGGCUUUUACCAAGUCACCAUGGAGAUCAGUGACAUGCAAGGACUGGCCUGCCCCGAUGAGCAAGUCCUCCAUUUAGAAGUUUGUACCUGCUCUGAAGGCAUGGUUUGUGGGGCAAAAAUGGCAGCAGUACGCACUAUAUCAGCCACUCUUGGAGCGCCAGGAAUUAGUUUCCUGUUUUUAGGAUUCCUCUGCCUAAUAUUGGUGCUCAUGGUCUUAAUAAAAUGUGAAUGUGGGAGUGCUGGAAAAGGUUUUACUGACAUCCCAUUUGAAACCAAGCAACACCUUGUCCCUUAUAGCACAGAGGGAAUAGGAGAAGACAAGGAAGUUCUUCUGAUGAGCACCCCGCCAAAACUCAACAAUGGAUGGGGUGAUAAAAUAACAAUAUCCCAAAAACCUUCAGGAAUGGUGGGAGCUAUGAACUAUCAAACCCCAAUGGAUGAAAUUCAUGUCCAGCAAUCAAAGCAACUCUAUAAUGGUUCUAAAAUGGUAGGAAUGAUGCAGGAGAGUGCAUUUGGAGACUUUUACUGUGACACUGACGGAGCAUGGAAGACUGAAAACUCUGCCAGUUGUCAAGAAGAGCAUAAUGUGUUCUUUGAUGGAUUCCUAAAAGAAUACUACACACAAAAAUCUACGUAUUUAGAAAAGUAUGGUUCUCCAGAGGAAGGACUGAAGAAGUAUGAUUAUGAGGGUGAAGGAUCUGUUGCCGGUUCUGUUGACAGCUGCAGCUACAACGAGUCCAAUGAUGACCUGGAGUUCUUAAACAACCUGGGUUUAAAGUUCAACACCUUGGCUGAGGUUUGUGGAUUUAGACAGACUCAAUCUAUGUCUCAGGCAGACCCACAGGUAAUUGUAAAUACUGUAGAGACAACACCAAUCACAACUGCAGUAUCUUCCGAUCACAUGACUAACACUGUCCAACCCAGUCCUGUGGAGAUAACUGUCAAGUCACCACUUGUCCAAACCGCACCUGGUCAUGGGAUGGUCGUACAGGAGCCUAUGUACUUCGGGUUCGACCAGCCAAUGCAAAGCAAUGUUUUGCUGUCUGAGGAUGGACUUGGGCAAGGUUUUUACAUAAUUAAUGGCACUCCAGAAGCUGACAUAUUUCUGACUCAAGGUAAUGGCCAUGCACUUGCACAUUUAGGUAGUGGACAGCAUGGCAUCAUUGGUGAUUCUGUCUUGUACUCUCAAAUUGGACAUGUGGGAUCGGUUGUAUCAGGAGAGAGCGGGCAGGGUAGAGUAACUUUUAUAGAUGGUUCAGUCAAUGGAAGUAUAUUAGUCGGUGGUCUAGGUCCAAAUCGUCCCAUGAGCCCUCAACCACUUUACCAAGUGAGCGGACCAGUACAUAUUAACCAAAGAGUAAUUGAUGGCUCCUUUUCCAGUGCACAGAAUGAUGGACAAGGGACAGUAACAAUUCUAGAGAGUCUUGUCAAUGGAGGAGAAGGUGUAGCGAGCAGACUAUUGGUUAGUGGUCCUCCUAUUGCAGAGGGUCAUGUCAAUGGAGUGGAGGUGCUUGAGGAAGCAGCUUCAACUUUAGCUUAG
Molecule: messenger RNA, 3144 nt
Organism: Rhinichthys klamathensis goyatoka
Lineage: Eukaryota; Metazoa; Chordata; Actinopteri; Cypriniformes; Leuciscidae
Product: desmoglein-2.1
Exons: 14
Coding region: 1-3144 (1047 amino acids)
Biological process (GO): homophilic cell-cell adhesion
Cellular component (GO): cell-cell junction; plasma membrane
Molecular function (GO): calcium ion binding
Source: RefSeq, a predicted model, not a curated record